CCCUCAUGGGCUCGGGCUCAGACCCCAAACCGAGCCGAAUAAAAAACAAGCGUCUGCGGAACAGAAUCGCAGCUAACACGUAACGCAAGCGGAAGCGGGCAGGCCGGGUGGCACAUUACCGAUCGUCCCCUCGGAUCCGCCUUUACAUUUGGUCGUCUCUGUCAUUCGUUGAGAGAAAGUCGUAGACAGGGAAGGGAGAGAGGGGAGAGAUGUGGGUGUUCUAUCUGAUCUCGCUGCCCCUGACGGUGGGCAUGGUGAUUUCCACGCUCAAGUACUUCGCCGGCCCGGAGGUCCCUCGCUACGUCCUCUUCACCGUUGGUUACACCUGGUUCUGCUCCCUCUCCAUCAUCAUCCUCGUUCCUGCUGACAUCUGGGCGACGAUGCAUCAGAACCAGAACGGAGGAAUUUCUUUCUUUUGGACCUGGUCAUAUUGGAGUACGUUCUUACUUACUUGGGCUGUGGUGCCCCUUAUUCAGGGUUUUGAAGAUGCUGGAGACUUCACUGUGCCAGAAAGAUUGAAGACUAGCCUGCAUGUUAACUUCAUUUUUUAUUUAGUUGUGGGAUCUAUCGGCCUCUUUGGACUUAUUCUUGUUGGAGUUCAUUUUGGAGUGGAGGUGUUUUGGGCUUAGCCAUGGCUUGCUCGAAUACUUUUGGACUUGUUACAGGUGCAUUUCUUCUUGGCUUUGGCUUGAGCGAAAUUCCCAAAAGCAUUUGGAGGAAUGCCGACUGGACUACUCGUCAAAAAGUUCUCUCUCAUAAGAUUGCCAAAAUGGCUGUUAAACUUGAUGACGCUCAUAAAGAACUUUCAAAUGCUAUUGUAGUUGCUCAAGCCACAUCCAAUCAGAUGUCAAAGCGGGAUCCUUUGAGGCCCUACAUGGACGUUAUUGACAAUAUGUUAACUCAAAUGUUUAAGGAAGAUCCAUCAUUCAAACCACAAGGUGGACGGUUAGGGGAAAAUGACAUGGACUAUGAUACAGAUGAGAAAUCAAUGGCAACACUUAGACGUCAUCUUCGACGAGCUCGAGAGGAGUAUUACCGCUAUAGAAGUGAGUACAUGGCCUACAUCAUGAACGCCCUUGAACUGGAGGAUACUGUCAAAAAUUACGAACGUCGUGCUGCGACAGGAUGGAAGUAUGUUUCAACCCUUAGACCUGCUAAAGCUGGCAAAAUAGGGUCCCUCAUUGAUAACAUCGAAUUUUUUUGGCGGUGCAUUCUGAGAAAGCAACUUGAGAAACUCUUGGCUAUUGUACUUGGUAUCAUGUCAGUUGCGAUUCUUUUAGCAGAGGCAACUUUACUGCCUAGUGGAGUUGAUCUCUCUCUUUUCUCGAUCCUUAUAAAUUCUGUUAGAAAGCAAGAAGCACUUGUGCAGGUCUUCGCCUUUGUUCCUCUGAUGUACAUGUGCAUCUGCACAUAUUAUUCUUUGUUCAAGGUUGGAAUGUUUAUGUUUUACUCAUUAACACCAAGGCAAACAAGCCCGGUUAACUUGCUCAUGAUAUGCUCGAUGGUUGCUCGGUAUGCUCCUCCAAUUUCGUACAACUUUCUCAAUCUCAUUCGUCUUGGUGAGCAAGAAGAAACUAUAUUUGAAAAGCGAAUGGGGGGGAAAAUCAAUCAAAUUGUCCCUUUCUUUGGAGAUGAGUUUAACAGAAUCUAUCCCCUUAUCAUGGUUAUAUACACCCUCUUGGUUGCCAGCAAUUUCUUUGACCGUGUGAUUAGUUUUUUCGGGAGCUUGAAAAGGUUUAGAUUUCAGACUGAGGCAGAUGAUAUGGAUGGAUUUGAUCCAUCAGGGGUAAUUAUCCUACAAAAAGAACGUUCUUGGCUUGAACAAGGGCGCAAAAUUGGUGAACAUGUUAUUCCAUUGGCGAGGAAUUUCAAUAAUACUGAUGUUGAGUCUGGCAGCAAUGGCACGGAGAGAACUGCUGUUGAAAUGAAGAUGACAACUGGUUUAGUCAAUGAUGGAAUACGUGCAAGUCCUUCAAAAUCUUUGAACGAAGAGGCUCGUAGAUAUAGCUCUAGCAAAGAAGUCAUUAGCAACAAGUAUACUGCUUUCAGAGAACAGAGCAGACAAAAAGCAUUAUCCGACAUGGAGCCAGCAGGGAAGAAUAUCGCCUCGGCUAAGGUCUCCUUGCUUGAUGCCGGCAACGCGCGCUCUGGUAACACUACAGGUGGGCCUUCUGCCGGUUUGGCAUCAACUUGGGCAAACGUGAAGACAGGUUUUCAAAGUUUCAAGGCAAACGUUGGGGCCAAAAAAUUUCUUCCCUUGCGCCAAAUUCAGGAAACUAAACUUGUCUCUCGCGAUUCCUCAUCUGAGUCUCUUGAUGAGAUUUUUCAGAGAUUGAAACGGCCAUCCGCUGACAAUAGGGGUUCUAGUGAUGAGGAUGAAGAUGAGACUGAAAUCAAUAAUUCAGGCGCCACUAGAUAAUGUCCAUAUCUGUUGAGGAAAUGAAUACAUUACUGUUAUAGAAUGGGAUUAUAUGUGCCUAGAAGUUGUACAGGUCCUGGGUACUGCUGAUUCCACUGUGCUUACAAUUUUCUUUGCUGUUGGAUCCUCCAAUAUUAACAGAAGCCUGGGAGGAUGGACUGCUAUACUGAAAACUAGAAUACAUGUCAUCUGCAUCUAAUUGGAGGAAUCGGAGAUAGUAAGUACGAUAAUGUUUUAAGAAAGGAAAAUUUUAUACAGGUGGAAAUUUUGUAAUUUGAAUUUUUUUUGUAAAACAGCUUGUGCAUUUGCCUCCCCUGCUGAGGGAAUAUUGGACUUGUAACAUUUGAACUUCCUCAAGUUGAACAUAAUUUUGGUGAUACAUAUAUGGGAAGAAAAAAUAAUGCUACAUUGGUCGA
This is a messenger RNA of Corylus avellana, 2835 nucleotides long. The record is from RefSeq and is a predicted model, not a curated record. NCBI's taxonomy places the organism in Eukaryota, Viridiplantae, Streptophyta, Magnoliopsida, Fagales, Betulaceae.